Molecule: messenger RNA, 1525 nt
Organism: Sus scrofa (pig)
Lineage: Eukaryota; Metazoa; Chordata; Mammalia; Artiodactyla; Suidae
Product: olfactory receptor 5BS1-like
Biological process (GO): G protein-coupled receptor signaling pathway
Cellular component (GO): membrane
Molecular function (GO): olfactory receptor activity; G protein-coupled receptor activity
Source: RefSeq, a predicted model, not a curated record
AUGAUGACUACAGGUAACAAGCUGUGUGAACAUAGGGAUGUUGUUAAGAGAGGCGGUGCCUCCACAGGUGGAUCUCCAGGAACCUCAGGUCCCCUCAGCACGCACGCAGCCCCAGCUUGUCCUGAAGCCCAAACCCCCUUGAGUCCUAAGGGGCUGAACUCCUUCUGCCGGGACGCUGGCGCCCAACGUCUCAAAGCAAAAGCUCUGAAGCGGCCUAAGGAGAUAGAACUCCCCUCAGCUGGGCAGAGCCCAGUCCACCUGGAAGGCACAGGUGCUGUGGGUUUAGAAAAGCGCCCUCAGCGCUCCCUUGUGGUCAGUGUGGGACAUGCAGGCCACGCCUGCCUCCCAGUUCACUGGACACCCUGCUCCCUGCUGGCUGACCCGCUGAACUCAGGAAACUGGACAUCCAGAAAAGACUACAGGGAUGUUUCCUUACUUAGAAGCUCCACCACCCCUGCAUCUUCUAAAGGAAGGACAAAGUUGAGGGAAACCCACAGAGACCGACCCAUAUCGGGGGCUUUUACUCCAGUGCUGGAAAAGAUGCCAUUCAGUCCCUCGCAAAGGAAACUUGAAUGCUCCAUGGAAGGUGGCAACACAACCACGGUCACCGAAUUUGUUCUCCUAGGACUAUCUAACAACCCUCACAUCCAGGCAGUACUAUUUGUAACAUUCCUGGUGGCUUACCUCCUCAUCCUCACAGAGAACCUGCUGAUGCUGCUGGUGAUCAGUACUGAUUCCCACCUCCACAGCCCCAUGUACUUCUUCCUCAGCCACCUCUCCUUCCUGGAUGCCUUCUAUUCCUCCAUCAUUGUCCCUAAGCUGCUAGAGCACCUUCUUUCCAAGUGGAAGACUGUAUCCCUCCUUGAGUGUUUCACCCAGAUCUCCUUGGUCAUAUUUUCUGGAGCCACUGAAACUUGCCUCCUUUCAGUCAUGGCCUAUGACCGGUUCCAGGCUGUGUGCCACCCACUGUUGUAUGCGGUGGCUAUGAACAGGAAGGUGUGCACUGGCCUGGUGGGAGCAUCCUGGGCCAUAGGAAUGGGGACGGGCUUAGUUAACACCAUCCUCCUGGCUCAGCAUCACUUCUGUGGCCCCAACCUUGUCCGGAGCUUUGCCUGUGAGCUUCCCCCAGUGCUCCUGCUGGCCUGCUCUGACCCCUCCGUUAGCAUUGCCUCCAUCCUGACGACCAUGGUAAUCCUGGGACUUGUCACCCUUGUUCUCCUGCUGGGUUCCUACACCCGUAUCAUCAUGACAGCCUUAAGGAUCAACUCUGCCACAGGUCGGAGCAAGAUCUUCUCUACCUGCUCAUCUCAUUUCCUUGUGGUCACCAUCUUCUAUGCUUCAGGACUUUCCAGGUACAUGACUCCAGCUUCCGGCUCAGUCUUGGAGCAAGUGCUGUCUGUGCAGUACAGUGUGGUGACGCCACUGCUUAACCCCCUCAUCUACAGCCUGAAGAACCAGGAGGUGAAGGCAGCUCUGAGGAGGAUGCUGACCAAGAAGCCCAGGCUUAGCUCCUAAGCCAGGCUCC